Messenger RNA from Plutella xylostella (diamondback moth), 1983 nucleotides. It is a transcript of the gene Eb1, whose product is annotated as microtubule-associated protein RP/EB family member 1. The record is from RefSeq and is a predicted model, not a curated record. Lineage: Eukaryota; Metazoa; Arthropoda; Insecta; Lepidoptera; Plutellidae. Gene Ontology annotation, molecular function: microtubule binding.
ACUAAGUUUAGAAAAAAAAAAUUCUAGUUUAUGGAAAGACCGAAAAAAGCUUUGCGUUUUGGACAAAAUUCCAACGUUUUUGAUUUAAUUUCUAGAACAUUACGUAGUGGAAAUCGCACAAAGACAGAUUUUUAUUUAUUAAGGACAUAAAGGGAAUACCGCGGGCCAAGUGACAAUGGCUGUGAACGUUUAUUCGACGAACGUGACGUCAGAGAACCUCUCGCGACAUGACAUGCUGGCGUGGGUGAACGACUGCCUGCAGUCCAGCUUCACGAAGAUCGAGGAGCUGUGCACGGGCGCCGCCUACUGCCAGUUCAUGGACAUGCUGUUCCCCGGCAGCGUGCCCAUGAAACGCAUCAAAUUCAAGACUAAUCUGGAACAUGAGUACAUUCAGAAUUUCAAGAUUUUACAAGCUGGCUUCAAAAAAAUGGCUGUUGACAAGGUAAUUCCAGUAGACAAGCUGAUAAAGGGGAGGUUUCAAGACAAUUUCGAGUUUUUACAAUGGUUUAAAAAGUUCUUUGAUGCCAACUACGAUGGUCGGGAAUAUGACGCGUUUGAAGCGCGUGGAGGGUUCAUGAUCGGGUCCGGCGCGUGCGACGGCGGCGCCGGCGUGCCGCUGUGCGCGCCCCCCGCGCCCCGCGCGCCGCCCGCCCCGCGCCGCCUCGCGCCCGCCGCGCACCACUCCGCCAUAGGGAAGGCCAACACCACGGCGGUGCGGUCGCCCCCGGCCAACAUCUCCAAGUUAAAUCAAAGUGCGAAGGGAGACUCCAAACUGCUUGAUGAACUCAACCAUCAGGUGAACGAACUGAAAGCGACGGUAGACGGUCUGGAGAAGGAGCGAGACUUCUACUUCGGGAAGCUUCGAGACAUAGAGGUGAUCUGUCAGGAGAUGGAGGAACAGCAGAACGGUCCCAUCAUUCAGAAGAUCCUCGACAUUUUAUAUGCGACUGAGGACGGAUUUGCGCCUCCGGAGGAGCUGGACGGCGACACGCCGCACCCGCCGGAAGAAGACGAGUAUUGAAAAUUACCGCAACGUGUAAAAAUAUACCGCGUAUCAUAGUGCUCUUUGUAUAUUGUAACUUGAAAAUAUAUCGCUUCACAAUCAUUAACAGUAUCGAGUGCUUAGUAUUUCACAGCCAAUAAGUCGUCUGACUCUUAGGUUAAAUAAUUUUAAAGUUCGACAGUGGCCCAAAAAUGGCAGAGUAUGUAUUCGCGUGUGUAACUGAUCCGUGCUGAGACUGCGGCUGUGGCAUAUCUAAGCGCAUCCCGUCAGGAGAUACUUGGGACGUGGCAUAUCGUGACGCUCAUCUACUAUGUUAUUUCGAAGUAUAAAAUAGGUAUUUCAUAAAUAUAUUUACUUAUUUUUAAUGUGUUUGUAAUUGGUAAUGUUGAUUGUACUGUGGUGCGAACUGGCGUGCUACUGUGUAAAUCUCGAGACUGGUAUUCAUUUUUGGGUCACUGGUGCCUAAUAAACGUGCAUUUAAUAGUUUGUUAAUUGUUAGAAGAAAUUUAAUGUUAGUUGUUUAAUCUGUUACUCAAUUAAUAUUGGUUCCAAUAGUACUAAAAAAUUAACCCAAAUAAUUCUAAAAUUAAGAUCUGAUCAAAAAUGAAUAUAUUGUUUCAAGCGAUAGAAAAAAAACAUCAUAAUUGGCAUUGUAUUUUUUUGGUAAUUAUCGUAUGUAAAGAUACACAAAUUGCAGUGAUAUUUGCAGACUCACCUAGGUUAUUUGAAUACAAGACUUGGAAGGAAUUGCACUUUUUUUUGUAACUGCUCGCGUUUAGAGAAGUGACCUCAAAUUGUUUAAUUUUGCUUUUAUAUAUUAUUACGACUUGUUGGCCAACAGACAUUUUUUGCGUUGGUUUUGAACAACUCAUAAUUAUUUACUGUAAAACAUGAUUUGCAAUAUCGUAACAGCAAAUAUUAAUUGCCUCUGGUUUUCAAAUUGUGAAUGUCUUAUCAAAUAAAUUAAUAACUUUAUUAAA